Messenger RNA from Pundamilia nyererei, 6980 nucleotides. Its product is annotated as interphotoreceptor matrix proteoglycan 1a. NCBI's taxonomy places the organism in Eukaryota, Metazoa, Chordata, Actinopteri, Cichliformes, Cichlidae. Gene Ontology annotation, biological process: visual perception. Bases 292 to 5559 code for a protein of 1755 amino acids. The transcript has 18 exons. The record is from RefSeq and is a predicted model, not a curated record.
GUCUGAGCAGUAGAUAAACAGAUUAUUCCAGAAACAGUGCCUACUUUUUUAACCUCGUCACUCUUGCCACACUUUGCAGCAGGUCCUGUUCUGGAUCGGUUUACGUUUCCACACGCAUCCUGGAAUUCAUCGGAAGCGUUUCAGCAGCCACUCAGGGUCCCCCGAAUGACACGAGGUCGACCCACGCCCAUGAUCUCCACCUGAGCCAGAGGAGCCCCCUCCUCUCCGCUGACACCUUCCCUUGUGCUGCUGGAUUUACUUUGACGUUCAUAUUUCAGGAGACCGUCCUACAUGAUGCUUUGGGCGUUUGGACUCGCUCUGCUGCUCGCCGUUGCUCCGCAGGCUGCCGUGAUUAAAGAGGGCGAUGGAAGGAUGGACUUGGGGGUGAAGAUGGAGGCCGUUGGCCCGGCGGGACUGGCGCAGCUGCUGAAGAUGCCCGCCCUCACCAAAAGUUCAGGUUUUAAACCAGAGCUACGCCGAUCCAAGAGGUCGGUGUUUUUACACUCCGGAGUGAGAAUCUGCCCCCAGGAGACCAUCAGUGAGGUGAUCGCAAGCCACCAGGCGUACUACCAGCUCAGAGUUUGUCAGGAGGCGGUGUGGGAGGCGUUCAGGAUCUUCUUCGACAGGAUUCCGGGGACGGCCGAGUACCAGCGAUGGGUUCACACGUGUCAGCACGAGUCGCUCUGCAUCUCUGACCUCGCCAAAAACUUCAGCGACUCGGAGGAGCACGUGAGCAUGAUUCAGCGGAGGAUGGACCGGCUGAGAGACAGGAGGCCUUCAUCACGGGGAGCGACGACUCCUGCACCAACGCAGAAGCUCCCGGAGAUCACAGGUCCUGAGGCUCAGACCGAUCCCCCGUCAGCGCCCCCAGUGCUCGUCACCAGCACCACUGUCUUCUUCAGUUCCACGAGUGCCUCUCCAAGCUCCGCCCCUGAAACGAGCCACCCUGCCAAGGAGCUCAAAGAGGACCCGGAGCUUCCAAACGUCGUCCCAGAUAGUCCGGUGGAGCAGAUCGUGGAGUUCAGUAUCGACCUGGUGGAUCCGGGUUACAGAGAGCUGCUGGAUGACCCGGAUUCCCCUCAGUACAUCGACCUGGCACAACACCUGCAGGACCAGAUGCAGCAUGUCUUUGACAAACUUCCUGGAUUUAGAUCCAUCCAUGUGCUGGGUAUCAGCGAGACCCAGGACACUGACGGGCCUGGAGGAAUCUCGGUGCACUACUCUCUGGUCUUUGAGGUCAGUUCCCCUCAAAUCACCUCUGAGAUUUCAGAGAAUGCGACUGACAUGCCCAAGUCUUCCUCAGCCAACUCUGCACUCAGGGAAAUGGUGACCAAGGCUCUGCGUGAGGAGGCGUCCCUUCCAGUCAACCUGGAUUCAAUUAACUUUGAACCAGAAAAGAUCCUCCUACCAGCAUUGAGAGCCACCGCUUCAGUUGGAGUAAUGAAUCAGUCUAGCGAGCCUGAUUCACACAACGAGUUGGAAAUUUCCACUGUGGAGCCAGAGUUUGACAAACUCUGGCCAGUAGUUUCCCUCACCCCCAUGGAGAAGGAAAAUGCCCUGGAGAUCCUGCUUGACCCAACAGCAGUCCCAGAUGAUGAUGCGACAGCAGUGACCAGUGGGGUGGCAGAGGGCAGCGAUCAACUCCCGGGCUCGGAGGACGUUACUGAUGAGUCGAUUUAUGUGAGUGAACCCGGGCCAUUAAAGGAAGAGGGGAAGGGAGAAGAAUUGCUGAUCAUUACACAUGAGAUUGAAACCAUUCAUCAUGAUGAAACCGGUAAACUUGUGCGAGACUACAUUCCCACCCCUCCUGCGCUUCUUGAGCUGGAGACAGAUGCUCCCUACGUCAGUUUGUCUCCUAACCUGAUACCAGAGGGAGACCUGAGUCCUGUUGGUGACGACAGAGAAGGUCCUACAUUGGACACUGUUCAGAUCACCCCAACCGCUAAUAUUAUAUUCACUACAAUUCCGGCUGCAAAGGAGGCGCCUGAUGUUAGACUCCCCAUCACAACACUCUCCGCCAUAACAGACCAGCCACCCACAAAGCCAACAGUGAUACUUCAUGAAGACGAAGAAGAAAAUGCUCUUCCAGAGGAAAAAGAGGAGAUACAUUUGGGUGUCUCUAAAACCCACGAUGCUGGUGAUAUUUCAGAAACAAAGGAUGUUUCAGAGUUGGAAAAUGAAAAGGGCCUGCUCAAACCAGAAAGUGGGUUGGCAGUUGAACCUGAUGAAGAAGUUUUGCAGGCAACUGUUGAAGUUUCAGAGACAGUUGAUGGAAUAUCUGAAGUUUCAGAGUCAGCCAAAGAAGUAUCUGAUGUUUCAGAGACAGUCAAAGAAUCAUCUGAAGUUUCAAAGACAGUCAAAGAAGUAUCUGAUGUUUCAGAGACAAUCAAAGAAUCAUCUGAAGUUUCAGAGACAGUCAAAGAAUCAGCUGAAGUUUCAGAGACAGUCAAAGAAUCAGCGGAAGUUUCAGAGACGGUCAAAGAAGUAUCUGAAGUUUCAGAGACAGUCGGAGAAUCAGCUGAUGUGUUUAAACUAAAAGAAGUAGUAGCUGCAAUUUCCAAGGUAGAUGAACUUCAAGAACCUGACAAACUAGGAGCAACUGUUGCAGACCCUGAUGAAAAAGUAGCUGAAGUAUCAGUUGAAAAAGAAGUACAUGGGGUUUCUGAACCAGAAAAAGAAGUGCCUGAAGUUUUAGAGCCAGACCAAGAAGUAGCUGAGGUUUCCAAACCACACAGAGAAGUGCCUGAAGUUUCAAAGUUAGAAAAAGAAGUAUAUGAGGUUUUUGAAAGGGAUAAUGAAGUGCCUGAAGUUUCAGAGCCAGUAAAAGAGCCAGGUCAAGAAGUACCUGCGCCUUCGGAGCCAGGUCAAGAAGUACCUGCACCUUCAGAGCCAGUUCAAGAAGUACCUGAGCUUCCAGAGCCAGGUCAAGAAGUACCUGAAGUUUCUGAAAUAGAUAAUGAAGUGCCUGAAGUUUCAGAGCCAGUCAAAGAGGUAGCUGAAACCUCAGAGCCAGGUCACAAAGUAGCUGAAAAUGCAAAACCAGACACAAAAGUGCCUGAAGGCUCAGAGCCAGGUCAAGAAGUACCUGUAGACUCAGAGCCAGGGGAAGAGUUUAUAGUAGAAUCUCAAGAAGUUGCUGUUUCAGAGCCAGAAGAAGUAAUUACAGAAGUAAUUACAGAAGUAAUUACUACUCUAGGUAUUGAAGAGAAGGACCUUGAAGUUUCAGAGCCCAAGGCAGAAGCAGAAGAAAGCACCGUCAAAGAUCUGACAGAAGAAGCACUGCAUGAACAGCCCAGUGUUUUACAACCAGAAGAGGAAAAAGCAAAAAUUACAGAAGAGAUUAAAAAAAUGGACGAAAAUGUAAUUCCAAAUUUGCAGCCUGAGCCAAAUGUGGGGGGUGUUAAAGAACCAGAGGAAGAGUCACAAUUCACAGGUGUAGAAGAUGUUUCAGAACCAAAAGGAGAGGUGGUUGAUGCCACAGGAUCAGAAAAACUAGUGCCAGAGGCACGAGAUGAUAAAGAUGUCGAAAGAAAGCAGGAAGAGGUUUUGCGGGUAGAAAAAGUUAAACCUCCAGCAGAAGAAACUGCAGAACCAGAAACUGCACCGACAAGGGAAACCCAAGUGCCCAAAGUAACAGAAAUGGCACCUGUGGAAGUUGGGACUGCAGAAUCAGAAAAGGAGCAAGAAGAAGUACCAGAACCGACUGAGUCGGUGGUAGAGAUGAAAAAGGUACCAUACGAACCAUUACCUGGGAAAGAAUCAGAAGUACUGGAUGUAACUGAGGUCCCACUACCACAAUCUGAAGAAGUCGUGGAACAAGUGAAGGUUGCUGAAAGCCCAAAACCAAAAGAAGCUUCUCAACCGGUCAAAGGCAAAGCUGACAGUUUACCACCAGAGGAAAAGCUACCAGAAGUCUCAGAGCCAGAAUCUAAUGAAGAGGUAAUAAAGGAAGUCCAACAAUCAGAAGGGGAGCAUCUUCAUUCAGAAUCGGAUCCAGGUGAGGGGGUAGUAGAGAUGUUAGAACCAGAACCUAAAAUAGAUGCUACUGAGCCACCUGCUGAAUCAAUUAAAAUCCUGCCCUCCUUGGAUGGUGUGGACAACCUUCCUUUUGGAGAGGAUGCUGCUCAGGUCACUGAAGAUAAAAACCUCCUGUAUCAUGUCAGAACUGACUAUCAUCACCCAGCAGAGGAGCAUAAUUUACCCGUCAUACCAGUCCAGCCUUCCAGCGAAGAUGUAGGCGAACCUGACCAUGAUUAUCCCAUCAUUGAUCAUUUUUACAACGAGGAGGAUGCAGAGAGUGUAGACGUUCAGGUGGAGCAUGAAGUCAAUUCCACCACAAUGACAGAAACGACAAAAGGCAAUUCACACUUGGAGACGAUCUCUCAUAUCACAGUGGCAGCUGCAGACACGACAGGCACAUCAGAAGCCACUAAAGAGUUGCCAGAGGAGACACAAAAAAGUAAUUUAUCCCCAGAAACAGACAUCAGUGUGACAGCACCACCAGCUUCAGACUCACUGCCUACACCUCCGGCAGCUUCUGUCGAUGUUUCUGAAGUGUUUUUACCCGUCCCAACAAUUGACUCUGGACUCUUUGAGGUAGCAGAGGAAUCUGAAGUCCCCAUUGUUACUGAGUCUCCUGAGGGUGAUAGCGCUGAGCCGGAGGUGGAGUCAGAGCAAAGCGAGCCAGCUGUUGUCAUUAUUGAUGAAGACUUGGGAGGCUACAUAAAAAAAGAAGGCGGAAGCCCCACCACCCCGCCGGAUGCUACCGAAGACAUGGUGGAAGAAGCUGUGCAGGACCUGGCUGUGGAGCUGGAUCAAACCAGCGUGGUGGCCACAGACCCAAAUGAGCUCCUGGAAAAGGGAGAAGAGGGGAGCGGCUUCCUGUCUGUGCAGGAGGAACACAGGACCAUUGUCACCACGGCCACGCCUCCACUGAGAUACCUAACCACUCCCACCAUGACCACGGCCAGCCACGGCCGGGAGCUGGUGGUGUUCUUCAGCCUGCGCGUCACCAACAUGGACUUCUCUGAGGACCUCUUCAACAAGACUUCACCUGAGUACAGGUCCCUGGAGAACACCUUCUUAGACGUGCUGCUGCCAUUCCUGCAGGCCAACCUGACGGGCUUCAAAAAACUGGAGAUCCUCAACUUCAGGAAGGGCAGCGUGGUUGUCAACAGCAAGAUGAAGUUCACCAAGUCAGUGCCGUACAACAUCACCGAGGCGGUCCACUGCAUCCUGGAGGAGUUUUGCACCGCUGCCGCCAAGAAGCUGCACAUCCAGAUUGACACCCACUCUCUGGACAUCGAACCAGCUGAUCAGGCCGAUCCCUGCAAGUUCCAGGCCUGCGGUGAGUUUUCUCGCUGCGUGGUGAACGCCUGGACGAAGGAGGCGGAGUGUCAGUGCCAGUUGGGCUUCGUGUCAGUGGACGGUCUGCCCUGCCAGAGCCUGUGUGUCCUCCAGCCGAACUACUGCCAAGGAGGAGAGUGCCGCAUAGUUCCCGGAUACGGAGCCGUGUGCAGACACAAAGACGGCUAUUCCCUCCCAGCCCUUUCCAGUUAAGAGAAUAUAAAGGAUCGGACGGCACAUGAGAACACCACCACAGGAACUCGGACUCAUCGCGGCCUCAUUCAGUCACUCGGUUUAAAUUCAAGUUGAUGCAGAGCUGAGGAGGUUUCGGGACAAACCGCUGGCUUCUACACUCCCCAGCGCUCUGAGCUUCAUACCAGAGGACAAUCAGCCAUCGGGGAAAACAAACGUUUAGGCCAUUUUAAAAAUGUCAGAAAGCUGUCGUCUGCAGCUGACGAUGAAGAGGAGCUCAGGGGACGACCACAGCAUCGAUCGGGUUGAUAUCGAUUGACCCUGGACUGCUUUUAUAUAUGUCUGCUGACUCUAUAUGUCUGUAGGCUGUGUGUCACAUGAUUAGGAAGUAAUCUGAUGGUUCCCCCAGAUGUUAAUGCAAUUUACAAAAAAAAAAAAAAGGUCUCCAGUGGUGGGUAGCAAUUUGUUUCAUACCAGCAUAAUUUUAUGAUGUUCAGAUAAUAUUUUCUAGAUAAAUAAUAGAGAUGUUCUUUAACUUCCUAUUGUACACCUGAACCUUAUACGUAUAUCGAGUGAAGAUGCAGUAGUGAUAAAAAAAAGUUAUUACUUUUCUAUCAAGUUUGAUUCAAAGGACAUUUGGAUGCUUAAUGAGGUUAAAAUAUCCAGUAUUUAUUCUUUCUCUCAUCCCUUAUUAGAUUUAUUAUGCCCCAUAUUUAAUUUUUGUAAUGUUUUAUGGUCUCGUCUUAAUCCCAAGGUUGGGAAUCUAGAGCUUUAAACUAUGGCUAGCUGUGGUGCAGUGCUGAGCUAAUGCUGAUUGCUCAAGACUCCGCGUUAGUAAAACGUGUAUGCAUUGGCCAACCUUGAUGUUAACACCUGGAUCCUUUAAGAUGUAGCCACAGGGUUUUUCUUGGAUGUUACUGCAGAAAUUAAGCUGUGGGAAUACUUCCAUGUUUUUUUGCAAGAUGAUUUACACUUUAAUGAAACACUAACAAGCUGUUGACAAACUGUUGUAGAAUUACGGAGUUCCUGUAUUUGCUGUGAAAAUGUUGAGGAUUACCAUCACACCUUCUCUGGCACAUGUAGUGGCUUCAAAAUCCAGGAGUUUGGGUGAUUACAGAAUAGUUGUAUCUAUUUUAUGAUGUAGAACAAAACAUGAAAUCAGGUGACCCAUCAAUGGUUAAGGUUUGAUUUUGCUUCAGCCCUGUUAAAUAAGCAGAUCGUUUAGAAAUGAAAAGCUAUUAUCUUUUAAAUGUGUUGUCACAAACUGAACAUUACACUCACUGUGUGCUAGCUGCUAGUAUUAAACAUUAAAUCUACAGUUACAACAAAACCUAAAUAAAAAUCCACCCACUUCCUUGACCUAACCCCGAACCCUUCUAUAACAAAACCACAGUUAACCAAAGACAUUUUUUCAGGCGUCAAAAAAUAAACCUUUAACAAGA